Molecule: messenger RNA, 2293 nt
Organism: Condylostylus longicornis
Lineage: Eukaryota; Metazoa; Arthropoda; Insecta; Diptera; Dolichopodidae
Product: synaptic vesicle glycoprotein 2A-like
Exons: 8
Coding region: 290-1921 (543 amino acids)
Biological process (GO): transmembrane transport
Molecular function (GO): transmembrane transporter activity
Source: RefSeq, a predicted model, not a curated record
UAAUAGUUCGACCAAGAUGUGAAUUUGUAUAAUAAUAUUAAAUAAUUUUUCUUGAUUUUUUGUUAUACAUAUAUAUGUAUAUAUACCUUAUAUUUGUUAUACCAUUAAAACAACGUUAUAUAUAUAUUAAAGCACAUAUACACAAGAAAGAAUAAUUUUCAAUGUUUAAUAAAAUUUUAUUAGAGUGAAAGUGAUCAUAUGAUUUGAAGAAAAAAAAAUUUUCCUUUAAAUUUUUUAUAAAUUUCAAAUAAUAUUCUUUUAAAAUUGAUUUAAAAAAUCAAAUUGAAAAAUGGCAAUUGUUGAUAGUACAGAAAGAAGAUCAUCUAAACCAAGAAAAAAGGGACUAGCAACAUUUGAAACAGCAUUAUGUGAAACAAAAUUCGGAAAAUUUAAUUAUAUUUUAAUAUUUUUAUCUGGUGUCAUAUUAGCUAAUGUUCUAUUAGAAACUUUAGGAAUUAGUUUUGUUUUACCAGUGGCACAAUGUGAUUUAAAAUUAACAACACAAAAGAAAGGAAUUUUACAUUCAAUUGGCUUUGCUGGUAUUAUAACAAGUUCACAUCUUUGGGGUUUUCUAGCAGAUACAAAGGGUCGACGUAAAGUUAUUUUACCAACUCUAGUUUCUGGUUUUAUAGCAUCAUUUUUAUCGAGUUUUUCAAAUGAAUUUUGGUCAAUGGUUAUAUUCAGAUAUAUUAAUGGAUUUUUUGUAUCCGGAGGUUCAGCAACAAUAUAUGCAUAUUUAGGUGAAUUUCAUACAGCUAAAACAAGAAGUCGUGCUAUUAUGGGUGCUUCAGUUAUAUUUGGUAUGGGUGCUAUGGUAUUACCAUUAUUAGCAAUGGCAAUUCUUAAUUAUGAAUGGAGUUUUCAUAUUGAUUUACUUGGUAUUGAUUAUAAACCAUGGAGAUUAUUAAUUGUUGUAUUAGGUUUACCUGGUUUAUUAAGUGCAUUAUGUUUAUAUCAAUUACCUGAAAGUCCAAAAUUUGUAUUAUCAAUUGGUAAAGAAGAAGAAUCAUUAAAUAUAUUAAAAAAUAUUUUCGCAAUUAAUACUGGAAAAGAUAAAGAUGAAUUUAGUAUAAUAACAAUAGCACCUGACUUAGAAAGUACAAUACAACGUCAAAAUAUUCCAAAUCUUAAAUCAAAUCCAUUAACAUUUGUUUGUAAAUCAAUGUGGAAUCAAACAGUACCAUUAUUUUCAAAAGAAUUUGUUAGAAAAACAAUUUUAGCAUGUACAAUACAAUUUUCAAUAUUUUUUACAUCAAAUGGUAUGUACAUGUGGUUUCCAUUCAUAUUAAAUACAAUGAUGGAAUAUUCAAAAAAUCAUCCUGGACAAUCAGUAAAAAUGUGUGAUGUUGUUCAUGAAAAAUUAUUAAAAUUACCAAUUGGAGAAACAUUGGAAGAUGAUAGCGAACUUACUUGCAGUGGGAAACUUGAAAUCGAUACAUUUUUACAUUCGCUUACUUUAGAAGUUAUGUAUUCUGUAGGUUUUGCAAUUAUUGGAUUUAUAAUUAAUACAAUUGGAAAACUUCCAAUACUUUUUUUCAUAAUGACUGGAUGCGGUUUAUGUGGUAUAGCAAGCAUAUAUGUAACAACACCAAUUAUAGCCGUAUAUCUUUAUAUUGUAUUAUUAGUAUGUGGUUUAGCAAUAGCAGUUGUUAAUGCUGCUACUGUUGAUUUAUACCCCACACAUUUAAGAGCUAUGGCAAUAUGUAUUUCAUUAAUGUUUGGACGUCUUGGUAGUGCUGUAGGUGCUAAUGUUGUUGGAUCAAUUUUAGAUUAUAGCUGUGAAGGAACAUUUUAUGUUUCUGGAUUAACAUUAAUUUUAGGGGGAUUUUUAGGUUUUCUUAUACCAAAACCACCAGAAAAUAUGGAAUUAAGAUCAAGAGAAAGUAGUCUUGUAUCAAUGACGGGAAAUUCUCCACCUUAAUGUUAAUUAAUAUAACGUAUAUAAUAUGGAUUAAUAUUUAUAAUAUAUAUUCAUUUCAAGUCUGCUUAAAAAUUCACAUAAAUAGUCUGCAUAAAUACAGUAAGGUAUUACUAAUUUUAUAAUCACAUACAUAUAAUUUAUAUAUAAUAUAAAAAGAUUUUCCUGUUCUCAAUUAAUCAUAUAAAGUGCAUAUAUUAUAAAAUUAUAUGAUGGAAAAAACAAUCAAACUAUAAAAGUCUGACUGAUAUCGACAUUAUGAAUAUUUUUUUUAUAUAAAUUUUAAUUUAAGAAAAGUCUGUAAUUUAUUAUGAUUGUAUAUAAAUAGUUAAUUAAGAAGCUGAAAAUAUAAAAAAUCUGAACCAUUAUCAUAUA